Messenger RNA from Naumovozyma castellii, 600 nucleotides. RefSeq names its product 40S ribosomal protein eS8. Bases 1 to 600 code for a protein of 199 amino acids. Lineage: Eukaryota; Fungi; Ascomycota; Saccharomycetes; Saccharomycetales; Saccharomycetaceae. The transcript has a single exon. The record is from RefSeq and is a predicted model, not a curated record.
AUGGGUAUUUCUCGUGAUUCUCGUCACAAAAGAUCAGCCACUGGUGCUAAGCGUGCUCAAUUCAGAAAGAAGAGAAAGUUUGAAUUAGGCCGUCAACCAGCUAACACCAAGAUUGGUGGUAAGAGAAUCCACACCGUUAGAACCAGAGGUGGUAACAAGAAGUUCAGAGCUUUAAGAAUUGAAACUGGUAACUUUUCUUGGGCUUCUGAAGGUGUUGCCAAGAAGACAAGAAUUGCUGGUGUCGUCUACCAUCCAUCUAACAAUGAAUUGGUCAGAACUAACACUUUAACCAAGGCUGCUAUUGUCCAAAUUGAUGCCACUCCAUUCAAGCAAUGGUACGAAUCUCACUACGGUCAAACUUUAGGUAAGAAGAACACCAAGGAUGCUGCUGAAAUCGUCAAGACUAAGAAUUCUGAAAAGAAAUGGGCUGCUAGAGCUGCUUCUGCUAAGAUCGAAUCUGGUGUCGAAUCUCAAUUCGGUGCUGGUAGAUUAUACGCUGCCAUCUCUUCCAGACCAGGUCAAUCCGGUAGAUGUGAUGGUUACAUCUUGGAAGGUGAAGAAUUAGCCUUCUACUUGAGAAGAUUGACCGCUAAGAAAUAA